AUGUUUAAGGGAAUUAAAUACAUUAAGCUGGCCCCUGACACUCCAGAUCAAGGAAUGCUUUAAAAAAUGAAUAAACAGCCUCCUUAAAGUAAAAACUCCUUUAAGGAGGAGAUUGUAGAUUUUAGCAGUGCUCAAAGAGGAAGAUCAGUGAGAAUAAAAAAUAUUGAACAUGGUAAUCAGAGCAUCUUACCACAUUUAAAAGGAAGUGAUACUAAUAUCAGGUUCACUGACUUGAAAUCUAUACCAGAAGCAGCUGAAAUGAGAAAUUUGCCAUCUCAAAGCAAUGAAGAUCCCACACCGAAAACUAUGAGAUAGCCAAAAACCCAUAGAAGAAUAGCAAAUGAUUUAAAGCAAGUUGAAUUACUUCUACAGAGUGGCUAUGAUCUAAAUGUCACUGAUAAAUAUAAGAGAAAUCUUAUUCAUUAUAUUGCAAUUCAAGGCUCAGCAUAAAUGUUCCAGAUGGUGACAGAGUACUUGAAAUAUAUCUCUGGAUUACUAAAAUAAAAUUUUACAGAUGGUUAGGUCUCUCCAGCAUUUUCUUAAGAUAAUAAAAAUUUUGUUAACACAGAAAAAUUAAUAUAGCUCAGCUCAGAAAUAGAAAAAUGCUUCGUGAUUGAAUCAGAUGUCUUCAGAAAAAUAAGAAAGUAAGGCUAUAACUAAGCUUAUUCAGCAAUGAAAGACGAUCCAUCUAAUAUGAAUAGUAUUGCAAGCGAAUAGCAGAUCAAUUCAAAAGAUAAUGCUAAACUGACAGCUAGGCCUCACAAUCAUUAGUUUAGUAAUGAAUUCUUAAGAUAUAAAAGAUCUUCAGAAUCAACAGGAGUAUUGAAGCAUAUCAACUCCUAAGAUUUGAGAGGAUUAACUCCACUACAUAUAGCAGUACUGAAUAGAAAUCUUGAAAUAAUUAUUAUCUUGGUCAAUAAUGGAGCUAAUCUCUUUUUAGAAGAUGGCAAAAGGAAAAUAGCAUUAGACUAUAUUAAUCCUGCUUUUCAAAAAGAUAAUACAGACAAAAAGAUGCUAGCUCUACUUCUUGAAAAAAUGAUAAGCUAGGAAUGUGCUUACUAUGAGCAAUAAUAAUUAAAGAAAAUUAGAAUUGAUAAGAAUAAUCGUCCAAUGAGCUAAUAAGAGCUUUUCUAACCAUAGAUUCAGCAUAAAGGCAACAAUUUGAAGCUUCAUUUAAAUGAAAAAAUUUUAGCAUCUUUUAGUAAUCAUUUGCUUGAGAAAUUCACCUUUGGGUUCCAUAGUGAUAAUGCCUUACUAUACUGUAUAAGGAUUAAUAAUUUGGAAUUUUUCAAGUACUUUGUGAGAAGAGGUGUAAGUUUAUUAGUGACUGAGGCUCAAGGAAAUAAUACGCUUCAUCAAUGUGUCAUGUUUGACAGGCUAGAUUUUGUGAGAUUCUUAUUCUAAGACUAUUCUUAAAUUCUAGAGACUAUUGAGGAUGCAGAUAAGAUGCCAAUUAGUGAGUAAAGUUCAAUUAUCUUAUCUUCUCAAGCUUAAAUCGCAAACAAAUUGCAAAGAAACACAGAAAAAUAUCCUUGGGUGAAUGACGCUCUAAAAUGCAUUGAUAAGGCCACAUUUAAUGAUGGUAGUACAGCUUUGCAUAAGGUUUGUUAAAUUGGAAAUAUUGAACUCCUCAAUUUUCUAAUUUAAAUCGUACGCUAAAGAGAACAAUUUAAACCAGAUCUACUUAAACUCAAGGAUGUGAUAGAAUUUACUAAUAAUGACAAUUAAACUCCAUUAUUUGUUGCUGCUAAGUAUAAUAAUCUAAACUGCGUUAACUUUUUAUUUGAGAAUGGUGCAAAUUUAUAUGCUAUUGAUAACAAAAUGGAAAAUAUACUUCAUAAUGCAAUUCAUAAUGAAAAUGAGGAGUUGAUUAAGUUCCUAGUUAAAAAGGAUGAAAAAUUCCUACUAAGAAGAGAAAAAAAUAUUUAUGAUAAAAUACCUAUUGAUCUUGAAAAAGCACAGUAAUUUAUGACUUGGUUAUACACCAUAUGGGAUGCUGUUGAAGGAGGUAUUAUUAAUCUUGUUGCUAGUUAUGUCAAAUCAAAGGAUUAUGAAGUUAACUAGAAGAGACCAGGUGAUCAAAAGACCCCUCUUCAUUUGGCAAUUAUAGGUCUAAAAUUCGAUAUGAUAAAAAUACUAAUAUAGCUUGGUGCAGAUCCUCUGAUAAAAGAUAUGACUGGAUAAAAUGCUAUGGAUUAUCUGCCUUAGAAGAAUGACUAGAAUAUCAAAAACAUAAGAAGACUGCUUAAUAGAAAAAUGUCCAAAGCUAUUUGGCCUUCUGAGAUAGAAGGAGGAGGACAUAUUAAUUAAAAUGAUUUUAACUAUAAGAUUUCAUCCGAUGACUAAUAUAGAUCUGUAAAUAGUGAUAAUGCUUCUAAUAGUAAUAAUCAGCAUUAAGAUGUCAAGAGUUAAUAUUCAAUACCAAAAGUAUAGAUUAUUAAAAGCAAUGAAAGCUUAAGCGAAAAUCAAAAUAUCGAGGAAUAAGAGAGACUUUUAUCAAAUCAAGGAAUAGGAAUUGAUUAGUUAGAUAAAAAAGAAAAGUUGGCUAUUAGUAUACCAUAAUAGCAAGAUAUUCCAGUAAUUAAAGAAGAUCAAUAAGAGAGUAGUCCAUUAAGAAGGUCUUCAAGCCAAAUAAAUGUCGAUCCUGAAGAACUUCUUUUCACACCAUCACAAAAAAAUCGAAGAAAGACGUAAAAGUAACUGACUUCUAAGUUUAAAAAGAGUAGUCCUUCCAGCAGACGAGGCUCAACUAAUUCUAACUUAUUUGCACUUAUUGAUGUUCUCAAUAAUGGAUUUGUGUCCUCUGAAUAAUUCUUGGAAUAGCUCAAAGCAUAAAGGCAUGACUUUGAGGGAAGAGUCAAAUUAUCAUUAAUGAUUUAACAUGUUGAUGAGUCAAUGAAGAACUGUAUAAUUACAGACGAAGUAUUUAAGACAUUAUUGAGAUAGUUUGCCAAAAUAUAGCCUUGA
This is a messenger RNA of Stylonychia lemnae, 2967 nucleotides long. The record is from the annotation of a GenBank genome assembly. NCBI's taxonomy places the organism in Eukaryota, Ciliophora, Spirotrichea, Sporadotrichida, Oxytrichidae.